CUACCCGCCCCCGCCUCCCUUUUGUCUGAAGAAAAAUCAGAAUCCCCUUUUUCAAAGAAAUGAGAAAACCUAAACCCAUUCCUUCUUGCGUUUCUUCGUGUAGUGAAUAACAUUUGUGGAGUUUCUCAGACGAUUCUUGCGUUUCUCCGUUCAUGGCCAUACCACCAUUGGCAUUUGCCUUCCGUUCAUGGGCAUGGUCCCUUUGAAAGACGAAGUCAUAUGAGUUUCUCCUUCAAUUGAAUCAAUGCGUAGAGAAAUCAGAAAACCCCACCAAUCCUAAGCUUCUACCAAUCGUCGUAUCGUUGGAAACCCUUAAACCCGUUGAUUUUGGUCCCAAGCUUCUACCAAUUGUCGUACGUGCUUCCCAUUGCCGCAACGCUCUAGGUUAUGGUUUCAUGGGGGUUUCGUCAUUAGAGGGAUGUAAACUAAAGGUGUACCUGUUCUAAUACUAGAGGAAAACAAUUUAUUGAAUUGUCGUUAUAUUGCUAGCAACUCAUGAUUGUCUUCUAGGGAAAGUGAAGAUUCAUUUCAGUAUGGUAACUACUACAGAGAAGUUGAAGACCUGCGAGUUGUAAUUCAACGCUUCUGUGAGCAGAAAUACAUAAUUACAGCAAUUGUUGGUCAUAGUAAAGAUAUCUGAAUCGGGAUUGGUCGCAGGAUGUGUAUUUGCAGCAGUUGCAUUCUAUUUUAAGGUUCAUGAGGUGGGUGCUGUAGCAGUCCCAGCACUUACUGUAACAGGCAUACUGGUAUGAUGACCAUUGCUACAAUUUCUUUAUUGAUGUUGUUUUCUUGGAUGUGUCUCAAAAUAUGGAGUUUUUCUUGUUUAUCUGUAUUGAUGUUGUCUUCUUGGAUGUGUAAGGUGGGGGGGUCUUAAUUUGUACAUCUAAGAAGUUUUAAAAUCUUUAGUAGUUAUAUUAAAAAAAAAUAAGGGACAAAAGCAGCAAAACAAAAACCAUUUCGACGGUAGGAUUUUCUUAGUGGAAACAUUAUUUAAUUAUAUCUUAGUAAGAUAAUGUUCUUACACUCUGUCUCAUUAGUUAACUAGGACAUCAUUAUCUUUUAAUAUCUAUUCAGCAACGGUGAUUAACCAUUAUUAAAAAAAAAUAAACGUUAUGAUUGAAAGAUAAUGAUGACUUGUAACUUGGAACACCUAAUGAUACAUGUAACUUGCACACCCAUGCUUAGGCAUGGUGGACAUGCUCUCAUGUCCUUGGGCUUGCCUUGGAACUCCGUCACCUUCGGGGCAUUCCAUGUAGAAGAGGCUGGAGACAAGCUGCAACAUGAGCACAAGCUGACUCAUGGAUCACGGCCUAAUGCUGCACCUGCAUUGACCGAGGCAGAACCUGAUAAAUCUACAGCAGUUGCUACUUCUGAUGCGGCUGGACGUGUGGCUGGAGGAUUGAUCAAUCACCCUCUGGAUGUUGCAGACCAGCUGCAGGGAGAUGAGGUCUUGAAUGCACGGCUUGGUGCUCAGCCAAGUGCAGCUGAGCAUGCUAAUGGUGCUGCAAAGGCUGGUGCACAUGUUGUAGAUAUCUAUGCUGGUCUGCACAUGGGUGAAUCAGCUGUUGAUAAUAAUCAGUUUGGUGAUGGCUUGGAUGCAGCUAUUCCAGCUGCUGCUCGGUCUCAAACAUGUGAAGCUGGUGCUGGCAUGUUGGAGCAGGGCAGUGUCAACAGGACUUGAACAUAAAAUAACAAAAAUGAUCAUAAAAGAAUGAAACACAUGAAAGUACACAAUGAGACAAAAGAAUGAUCCAAUUUUUAGCCUGGAGGAUGAAGUGGCUGUGUCAAUCAAUCUAUAUUCAUUCAUUAUCCAAUCCGCCUUAGAUCCGUUAGGAGGUCGACCUGAAUAAAACACCAGAGCUUUCUUCACUCCUAUGCG
Cajanus cajan (pigeon pea) is the source of this 1879-nucleotide messenger RNA. Lineage: Eukaryota; Viridiplantae; Streptophyta; Magnoliopsida; Fabales; Fabaceae. The record is from RefSeq and is a predicted model, not a curated record.